Cotesia glomerata is the source of this 1208-nucleotide messenger RNA. Its product is annotated as cystinosin homolog. Bases 54 to 1163 code for a protein of 369 amino acids. Lineage: Eukaryota; Metazoa; Arthropoda; Insecta; Hymenoptera; Braconidae. Gene Ontology annotation, cellular component: lysosomal membrane. Gene Ontology annotation, molecular function: L-cystine transmembrane transporter activity. The transcript is spliced from 8 exons. Gene Ontology annotation, biological process: L-cystine transport. The record is from RefSeq and is a predicted model, not a curated record.
GAGUUUUUCGGGUAAAUUUAUUAAAAUUUCAAAUACUGACGUCCUGAAAAAUCAUGAUUUUUUCAUUAUUUUUUUUCAUUCAAGUUUUGCAUUACGCAAGCGCUGGCUUCAAAGUUGACACACAAGAUUUGCGAUUUCUAGUUGGUGAAGAAAAAUCAUUUGAUCUUUAUUUGACAGAAAAAUUACCUAGUGAAGCGACUGUGAUAUUGAGCUCUACACAAGCAGGUCUAGUUAAAAUAAGACCUUCAGUGUUCAACAUAACUAAGAAUGAUCAAAAUUUACAUUGGAAUAUCAGUGUGACGGCUUUAUCACCUGGGUAUUUUGUGAUCAGUACUAAUGUGACUCCCGAUAUUACAGAUAUUUCUAGUGCAUUUGUCGUGGUAACAAUAGAAAAAUCGCUAUUUGUAUUUUACUUAAGCGAUGUUGUCGGUUGGAUCUACUUCCUAACAUGGACCAUAAGUUUUUACCCUCAAGUAUACGAAAAUUACAAGCGAAAAAGUGUGGUAGGAUUUAGUUUCGAUUUUUUAGCGCUCAAUAUUGUCGGAUUUGUUAUGUACGCCCUAUUUAACUGCGGGCUUUAUUGGAUACCAGAAAUCGAAAGACAAUAUUCCGAGCGAUAUCCAAGAAGUUUGAUCCCAGUACUAUUCAACGAUGUUUUUUUUUCAAUUAAUGCUGUUGCAGCUAAUUUACUAAUCAUAUGGCAAUGUUUUAUUUAUGAGAUUGGCUCGCAAAGGGUUUCUAUCACCGCGAAAACAAUCAACGGAAUAUUUGGAAUACUCGCAGUAGUUUCACUUGCAUUAUCUAUCGCAAAAGUAACUCUGUGGCUCGAUUUUUUCUAUUUAUGUAGCUAUAUAAAGCUAGUAAUAACAAUAAUCAAAUAUAUACCGCAAACAUACUCUAAUUGUGUGAGGAAAUCCACAUCUGGUUGGAGUAUUGCUACUACUCUCUUGGAUAUUACCGGUGGAAUUCUCUCUAUGCUUCAAAUGAUAUUGAACUCUUACAAUUACAAUGACUGGGAAAGUAUCUACGGCGAUAUCACUAAAUUCGGGCUUGGUUUAAUUUCAACUGUGCUUGACGCAGUUCUUAUUUUCCAGCAUUACGUACUCUAUAGGUAUGAGCCUCAGCUGAUAAAGUCUCAUUCGUUCAUAGAUGUUUUGACAUGAAGAUAUUGCAAUCAAUCUUGAAUUUUUCCAAGGAGUCAACUGAUA